This is a messenger RNA of Eutrema salsugineum, 1818 nucleotides long. Its product is annotated as beta-glucuronosyltransferase GlcAT14A. Lineage: Eukaryota; Viridiplantae; Streptophyta; Magnoliopsida; Brassicales; Brassicaceae. The coding region runs from base 393 to 1640 and encodes 415 amino acids. The record is from RefSeq and is a predicted model, not a curated record. The transcript is spliced from 5 exons. Gene Ontology annotation, molecular function: glucuronosyltransferase activity. Gene Ontology annotation, cellular component: membrane.
UUUUAUUUCGUUUUCGUGUUGCAGCUUCAAAAUAAUUGGAUAUAACCUCUACGAAUAUCCAUCUUUUUUUUAGAGAAAAAAAAAGUUUUGCUUUUUGUUUUUGGAAGAAUUUCAUUAUUCAUUCUCUCUUGAUCAUCUCUUCUAUAUAAUUUUAGUCGACAUAAAGAGUGUUUCACUGUCUAUGUUCUUCACCAAACGUAUCAGACCAAAGCAGAUACAUAAAUAUCUCUUCUUCCUCUCUUGCGUCCAUACAGAAAUUGCAACAACCAAUACAGACAAAAAGUGGCCUAAUCUGAGCUCACACACCGGAUUGCAAUACAGAGUUUCAAAGAUUGCUCUGCAGAUUGCUAAACAGGGUUUUGAUUCAGGCAAAAGUCUCAGUUCUUUUUUUAAUGUCUCAAGAUCACAAAUCCCAUUCAAUGGAGAAGAAAUGGGUAUUUUCAUUUGUGGUCACAUCACUUGCCUGCGUUUUUCUCCUUGCUACAUCCUUCAACAUGGGUCUAAUGUCUUCUCUCCGACCACCAAUCAAUGGAACUUUCUCUGGUUUCCCCACAAAUGAUUCUAAAGUUGCAGAUCAACCACCUCGUGAAGAGGACAAGCUCCCACGUUUCGCUUACCUUGUCUCUGGGUCUAAAGGAGAUCUUGAAAGCCUUUGGAGAACUCUUAGAGCAUUGUACCAUCCAAGGAAUCAAUACAUUAUUCAUUUGGAUCUUGAAUCUCCGGUUGAAGAGAGACUAGAACUGGCUUCUCGCAUUAAUAACGAUUCCAUGUAUUCUAAGAUAGGGAAUGUCUAUAUGAUAACUAAAGCUAAUCUUGUGACCUAUACCGGACCAACAAUGGUGUCGAAUACCCUUCACGCUUGUGCGAUUCUUCUUAAGAGAAAUCAAGACUGGGACUGGUUUAUCAAUCUCAGUGCUUCGGAUUAUCCCCUUGUGACUCAAGAUGAUCUGCUUUAUACGUUUUCAACUUUGGACCGGAACCUCAACUUUAUCAGCCACACAAGUAACUUAGGUUGGAAAAACGAGAAGAGGGCAAUGCCAUUAAUGAUUGAUCCUGGACUCUACAUGCUAAACAAAUCAAACAUUUUUUGGGUCAAGCCUGGUCGAAGUUUACCAGCUGCGUUCAAGUUAUUUGCUGGAUCAGCUUGGAUGGUCCUAUCGCGCUCAUUCGUGGAGUAUAUCAUUUGGGGUUGGGAUAAUUUACCAAGAACUUUGCUCAUGUAUUUCACCAAUUUCGUUUCUUCUCCUGAAAGUUACUUCCACACAGUCAUAUGUAACGUGCCCGAGUUCUCCAAAACCGCGGUGAACCAUGAUCUUCACUUCAUCACGUGGCACAGACCGCCGAGACAACAUCCUCGCUUGUUGUCCUUAAGAGACAUGAGACCGAUGAUUGCAAGCGGUGCUGCGUUUGGUCGGAAAUUCAGAAGAAACGACAGGGCUUUGGAUAAGAUCGAUAGGGAACUGCUUAACCGGACAAACGAAGCCGAUUUCACUCCCGGUGGAUGGUGCGGUGGGAAACCGGAGUGCUCGGUUGUCGAAGACGUGGCUAAGAUCACACCUGGCCCAGGGGCUGAGAGGCUCAAGGGGCUUGUAGAUAGGUUAGUUGCUGAAGCUAAAUCAGGAAAGAAUCAGUGUGAAUAGAAUCAAUUUCUUUUGAAUGGAGAAAUCAAUACUUGGAGAGAAUCUCGCAGCUUCAGGCUAUAUACAACAUAGAUUGACUGUAAUCCUUCGAAUAGGUUAAAGAUUACUUGUAUGUCAAGUAACCUAGUAGUUUCAUUAGGGCUUACAACAAGUUCUAUACAUAUAUAAAAAGAUCAUA